Molecule: messenger RNA, 2295 nt
Organism: Fonsecaea erecta
Lineage: Eukaryota; Fungi; Ascomycota; Eurotiomycetes; Chaetothyriales; Herpotrichiellaceae
Exons: 1
Coding region: 1-2295 (764 amino acids)
Source: RefSeq, a predicted model, not a curated record
AUGCAUAUUGAAGAAAUCCCACAUGGAUCCGUGCCGACACUGGCCAAAUUGCUGCAGUUUCGACCCAAUGAAGAACCGGAAACACUCUCACGACGAAUCGUCCAGGAGGUGAAAUCGCUGCCUUCCUUUCUCAGACCGAGUCGAUUGGAGAAGAUCCUCCUGCCGCCUCGCGGUCAUCUCUGCCAGGUCCACAAAGCCCUCCACUACGACGUCGUGGACAUCGUGCUGCACCAUGUCCAACUGGAAGUGGGAAUUCGUCUCAACAAUCUCAUUUCGCAGUGCGAUAUGCUAUCCCCGGAACAGUUCGUUCGUGUGAUGAGACUUCGGUCCCUACACGCCUUGUGGCUCACGCCAGAAGAUUACGAAAAGACUUUCAUGACUUCAAGCAGCGAGUUGAAGUGGCAUUACCAAAGUGACCGCUGCCGCGCAUGCAUCCUGUCUCGUAUCACAUGUGAUCUGGAGAUUCUCCUGGACCUGAGAUGGGCCGUCCGGUCAAGGGCAACCCAUAAUUUCAUCAUGACCCAUGGAAACCCCAGACUCCAGUCAUGGGUGCAGGUUUGGAUUGCCGCACUGUCGCGGUGCGUUAAAAGAGCUACUGGCCUAGAGAUUGACCUUGACACUGUCUUAUUGCAAAAUGAGCAUGAAGCGGUGGAAUUGAAGAAGACAAGGGCUAACAUUGAAGCGGUGAUGAAGGAGAAAUAUAAGUUCAUGAAGCCAGGCAGAACGAACAGUGGGAGGACAAAAGCCAAGCGUGCCGAUAGUUGUCGUCUCGUGCCCAACCCCCCGGCUCCUCCAGGGCGCGAUGCUGCGCAAACAACCAACGUGGAAGCCAUCUACGACGACUACCCCGGAGGGGAUCUGCUGGAUCACCUGGACGGAGCCGAUCUUGAAGACAUGGAUGCCUAUGAGGCAUUGACAAGCACGACAUAUCUUCCAGAUAAGGUCCAUUCAAAUGUGAAAUAUUCAUUCGAAUCAGAUAUCGGCACGGUCUCGGGUGACCCAUCCUUGAAAGGCCAAAGCCCUUACGGACAUCAUUCCAGCCUGACUGAACGAGCAUCAAUCUAUAGCGUUGAAGGUACACCAACUGGUGCUUCCCAGGUGUUGAGUGACCCUACUGACCAGGACGAAGAGUUUGACUACGUCUCUCCAAGAUCACAGUGGAAGACAGCACCACCACGACAACAAACACGACCAUCUACCUUCCACUCUCGUCCAACGGAUGACCGGGGCCAUGAGCAACGGCAUGAACCCUUCUCUGCCACAUCCACGGAAGACAGGUUCCAAUGUCCAUCCGUCUUGUCGAGAUAUUCUUGGGAAACAGAGCCGGCCUUGGUGUCGAGUUCGAGUAUCUACUCUGUCACUACCACGACGGGGUCAAAUACACAGCCGCGCCAUACCUCGCGAAGCAGACAUCGACUGUCCAGAUUGGACGAGGAUGAGGAUGAGCACCGUGGCAGUCAUAUCGACUACUCUCAGUCUCGAGCCCGUGCGCCGCCAUUGACAGGACAGGGGCUACCGGCUGCAGCUCCCAGACGCGAUGCGGCAGAGACGUACACCGACCUCCUCGGCCCGUCUUCUUUCAUGACGACGACGAGGACGAACACAUCUGAAACACUAUCGAGACUGGGGCCAGGCGCAUGCACGCCUCCUCCGUCGUCUGCCUCAGAACUGUCCCUCCACCUGCACGAUGAAGUCCGCUACCCUGCAGCAGGGCCGGGCGCGACAACACCGUCACCGGAAUCGACCUGUGGGCGUGCGCCGCAACGACGACAGGUACCAUCGACGCCUCCCGCCAGGAGACGCCCGCCGUCCUCCACUGAAGACUUCCUCCACCUGUACGACCAGGUGAUCAGCGCCUACUCACGGAGCAGAAGCUCUGGCUCAUCGUCCUCCGAGACCCUGCGGACGGCUUCGGCUUCGGCGUCGACGCUGGUCUCGGCCACCACGAGGCAGAGGCUAACUCCUGAACGGCUGUCCGUCCGGGCGAGCACCAGUCAAUGCCACGACGAAGGCAGCAGCAGCCAAAGAAGGCCCGACGCCCACGCCAUUCACCGCGACGUGCUGCAUGUGCGCCAGAGGGCAGGAUCGGGAAGGGCCCGGAGCAGUCAUGACGACAGGAGCAGAAGCGGAAACAGAGACCUCAGCCAGAGCCACGCCCACACCCCCGCCCAAGGCUACAGCCAGACCAGGCGCCAGGAUAAUAGCAGGGAUGAUGUGCAAUCGACGUGGAGCGCAGCGUAUGAAUCAGAAAUUUCAUCGAGGGACGACCUUGGCUGGUUCUAUCGUGGCAGGUAA